CAUAUGAUUUUUCUCACUCCUUGGAUACCAUUCCAAUCUGCCUCCAGGCGGUUUAGAUCCAGUUUUCAUUCCGUCCUGCGGUGUACAAACUUUAAAUUUCCCCAUUGUUUUUAUUGUUUCUGAUACAAAGUCUUGGGUGUUUGUGAAGUAGGUAAUUGUAAGCACAACAUUAUUGUAACAUUCCCAAGUUUGUUGUUGGUUCUGGUUUUUGAUUACUAAAACUUCAAACAUCUUUUGCACGAAAAAUCUGUUAUAGAACAGCAGAGGAAGCCUCGUAAACGUAGACAGAAGAAGAAGAGUUUGGGAAGUACCAUGAGUACAGAUCAGUGCGAAGCUCAUACAGAACAGCAGCAGCAGCAAAAGCCUCAUGAACAACUAGAGCUAACCUCAACAACAGUCGAUGGAGGAAAUCAUUCCAAGGAAGUCUCAACUGUAGAACCAAGGAAAACAAGAGAGCAACGGGAGGCUAUAUACAAAAGGGAGUUUUCUCAAAAUUGUGUCAAGGUUGCCAGAUUGAGUGAAUGUGGUACUAUAAUCUACCGUUAUAUACCAACGCGGUCUUUUUGGAUGAGAACGUGUCGUGAGGAAUGGGGAGUAACACUUGAAGAAACUACAACUUUAAUUAAAGAUAAUCCUUCUCAUCAUUUCUAUAUUGACAUCUGCGGUUCAUAUAUGGGAUAUGGGGUUAUUCUACGUGAUAGUAUGAUGAACCCAAUAGUUGCUCUUUCUAGCAUUUUGGAUCAUCAUAUUUCACAGUUUUAUUCUGAUUUGCAAGGGGUAUCCGAGGGUUUGAAACUGGCAAUAAAGUAUAACAUUCGUAACUUUGUUAUGGUUUGUACUUCUGAAUAUAUUCCUCAAUAUGUUAUGCGAAGCUGGGAACAAAAAAAUGAAUGUUCUUGUCCAGCAAGAGAUGUUCCUGACAAUCCCGAAAAGAAAAAAAGUUAUUGCGUUGAUUGUUCAAGGAGUUCGUUAGAUGAGAUUGAUGAAGAGGGGAACGCAGGCGAAAUAUUACCACUCAUUGAUGAAAUUUUUUAUGAUGCUUUGGAGUUUGAAGGCUUUAUAUAUUUUAAUAUGCAUACUGAUGAAUUGUCAAGACUUAAAGCUGUUUGUCAUCUAGCAAAUUCGGGAACGCAGGCAAAAUAUUACCACUCAUUGAUGAAAUUUUUUACGAUGCUUUGGAGUUUAAAGGCUUUAUUUAUUUUAACAUGAGUGUUGCUGAAUUGUCAAGAGCUAAAGCUGUUUGUUAUCUAGCAAACUCGGGAAUGGACCAGGAUCUGAGUUUACCUGAAAUUGAAGAGGAUGAAAAACUAAUAGAGAUUCUCUACAAAGAUGUUUUCGGUCACGUAUCCGAGGAGGAAGUGUUGCAGCAACAACAGCUGAUGUUGCAGAAACAAUGACAAAAGGAUGAAAAAAUGGUACUCUCUAGAUAUGUUUAGCUCUUAGUAUUGUUAAUCCAGUAAUUUCUUGUUAUUAGUCAUACUGACAUAUGCUUACAAACGCAUUGCUUAAGUUAAACCUGCAUUCGUCUAACAUUCUAGAUUGUUCCGAAUGCCGUUAGAGUACAUCUUGAGCAUCUUUCUUGAAAUUACU
Messenger RNA from Papaver somniferum (opium poppy), 1590 nucleotides. RefSeq lists its product as uncharacterized. The transcript is spliced from 8 exons. NCBI's taxonomy places the organism in Eukaryota, Viridiplantae, Streptophyta, Magnoliopsida, Ranunculales, Papaveraceae. Gene Ontology annotation, molecular function: RNA-DNA hybrid ribonuclease activity; nucleic acid binding. The record is from RefSeq and is a predicted model, not a curated record. The coding region runs from base 313 to 1209 and encodes 298 amino acids.